UAGUGAAGUGACACUUUAUAUUUUGUAUGUCGCGCUGUCAGAAUUAAUUGAACAUACACACACACAGAGUGUGUUUAUUGAUCAGUGGAUCGGAAGAUUGUUUUAUACUGUUGUCUUUGAUCUGGAUAAUUGUCAAAUCUUAAUCAUUUACUAGAGAAAUAUUGAUAUAAUUUAACAUUAUUUACAGAUAGUUAAUAAAAAUAUGACUUGUGUAUUACAUCUGACAACUUCGUACACAACGCACUUAAAUGAGGGCGAUGCAACGGUUGCCUUACAAAAUAAAGGCUGCAAUGUUUUUGACUUCGAUUGGAUAAGUACUCAAGAUCUACAUGAUGGAAUGUCUGAAGCAAGCACGGGUUCUUCAAUUUGGGAUGGAACCGACAUUUCUAAUUUAAAAGGAUUGUCGACAAAUGUCAAACAUGAGCAAUUGCACAUGCAAGCAGUUGUUCAAACUGAGACAGAACUUGAUUCGAGCGAAAGGGGCUCCUGUUGGGAGGAAAAACAUGCAUUUACAAACGAUAAACAAGCCGUGAACAAUUCAUUUGAAAUGUGUAAAAAGAGGUAUAUGAUAAUGAACCAGAAGAGUACCAAGAGCCACGGAAUAAAACGAAAAGCGGAAGAGAUUGGGAUCGACGAAAUGUAUAUUCCAUCGAAACGUGUGUCACCAUUCUUAAACACACCAAAAGAAAGAAAAGAUAUUAGACGAAACAUUUUGAAAAUCUCAGUUAAAAAGUUAAAACAGUUAGAUGAUCCCGAAUCUUUUCUUAGGAGAACAGUUCUUGUUAAUAAUACAAUGAAACGCCUGCAGACGGAAUUACUACAUGAAAAGCGUGGAAAUAGGGAAACUGAAUCAAGUAAUAAGAAUUAUUUUAAUGGAUAUUGUGAAUUUAGCAUCAAUUGUAUGUGGAACUCUUACUUAUUAGAUGACUCCCAUCUGAGUGGAGUUCAUGAGAAGAUCAUUGAUGAUAUGACAGACACACUCAUAAAUAAUGCGUUUAAUGAUAAAGUAGAUGCAGAUUCUAAUGUUAAUUCUAUUCAAAUUCCUUCUUUUUACGUUUCUAUAGACAAUUAUUCUAGCCACACAUGUUCCAGUGUUGCAGAAUCAGGCAGAGAUUGUGUCUGUCAGUUUUGCGUAGAUAAUAGAACAUAUAUGAUGGCAAAAUCUAUUGAUAGAUGUAAUGAGUUAAGGAGAGUAUGUAAGCGCAGUACAAAUAAUAGUGUAGAAAAUGCCAAGAACAGCGAUGGUGAUGAUUGCAAAUAACUGCCAUUAGGUAAAAUGGCCACCUAAUCCAUUGAAAACGUACACUUUUAAGUAAGUGGUGAAGUUAUAUAUCAUGUUUUGACCAGGACAAUAAAAUGUGUCACAUUACAUCUACAUGGCCAUUUUGCUCUUGAAAUAAUCAAAAGAUGUUAUAAUUCUUUUUUAAAUAUUGUGUAAAAGUGUUGUGGCACACAAGGCAAAAUCCUAUUUUGCAAUUAAUUUUUGGAAAUGGAAUAAAGAUAUUUAUGAAGCCACAGACUUCGCCACAUAUCAUCGAAGCAUUCCUUCAACACAUUCUUGCCUACAUUGAAUAUAUUAUAGAAUAGCGAUCUCAUUUUCUUACAAAGAAGUUUGAUGUAUGAAUAUACUUAAAGUAUUA
This is a messenger RNA of Mercenaria mercenaria, 1640 nucleotides long. RefSeq lists its product as uncharacterized. NCBI's taxonomy places the organism in Eukaryota, Metazoa, Mollusca, Bivalvia, Venerida, Veneridae. The transcript has 2 exons. Gene Ontology annotation, cellular component: nucleus. The record is from RefSeq and is a predicted model, not a curated record. The coding region runs from base 203 to 1261 and encodes 352 amino acids.